Molecule: messenger RNA, 2917 nt
Organism: Aegilops tauschii subsp. strangulata
Lineage: Eukaryota; Viridiplantae; Streptophyta; Magnoliopsida; Poales; Poaceae
Source: RefSeq, a predicted model, not a curated record
GCAAUAAUAAUCGUCCCGGGCCCACGUCAAGCGGGACCCACAGGACGACCCCUGCACUGCGUCCAAAUUCAAUUCUACUGCAACCAACGAACAAAACAGGACGGACAAAAGCGAAGAGAGAGGAGAGGAGAGAGAGCCCCCAGCCUACAAGCCACCGGCCACCACCAGAUGUGAGACGAACAGAGCCAAGCCGACGAGGGUAGUUUUAAAACUCUGCGCCGAGAGGAGAUUUGCGGACUGCGGAGGAAGACCAACUGGGUGAAAUUCUGCGUCGGCGCGGGGGCGGCCAAUGGGAGGGGCGGAGGCGGCCGUCGUGGAGGCCGCGUCGACCGCUGCGGCAGCGGAGGCCGCUGAGGGCGGAGAGGACGGGCGGAUGGAGGGGUGGCUCUACCUGAUCCGAUCCAACCGGCUAGGGCUGCAGACCUCGCGCAAGAGGUACUUCGUGCUCGAGGACUCCGCGCUCCGCUGCUUCAAGGCCGCCCCGGCGCCUUCCUCCUCCAGCUCCAAGCGCGAGGAUCCUGUUAGAAGUGCAGUAAUUGACUCUUGUAUACGUGUUACGGACAACGGGAGAGAAAGUGUUCAUAGAAGUGUUUUUUACAUAUUCACACUCUACAAUGCCUCUAACCACUAUGAUCAGCUGAAGUUGGGUGCUAGAAGCUCAGAAGAAGCAGCAAGAUGGAUCAGGUGCUUAAUGGAGUCUGCCUUAAAGUCCCCCAGAAAAGAUGAGCAUGUUGUUGCUUGUUCACAUAGAAGGUGGCAGGCUUUCAGACUAAGCCGCCGCAGUAACCGCAUGCACUCAAUAGAUUGGACAAUAUUGUCAUCUUCUCAUAAUGAUCCAAUGGCAUCUGAUGUUAUUGCACCUUCUGCAUGGACAAUAUUUGGCUGUACAAACGGAUUACGUUUGUUUACUGAGGCAAAGGAUGGUGGCUCACGUGGGAAGUAUUGGGAUGAUCAUCCAGCUAUAAUGGCAGUUGGUGUCGUUGAUGCAAAUUCUGAGGAUAUCUUCCAGACUUUAAUGUCUCUUGGUCAAUCAAGAUCCGAGUGGGACUUCUGUCUGCGGGAAGGAAGGGUGGUUGAGCAUCUAGAUGGACAUUCAGACAUAAUCCACAAGAAAUUAAGAGGGGACUGGCUACCAUGGGGAAUGAGAAAGAGAGAUCUAUUACUUAGACGAUAUUGGAGGAGAGAAGACGAUGGAACUUAUGUUAUCCUGUACCACUCUGUUUUCCACAACAGAUGCAGUCCUGAGAAAGGCUACAUCCGUGCAUGUCUUAAAAGUGGAGGAUAUGUAAUAUCACCAGUUAGCCAAGGAAGACAAUCAGUUGUGAAGCAUAUGCUUGCUAUAGACUGGAAAUUCUGGAAGUCAUAUCUCCUUACCUCAUCCGCAAAAUACAUCACCAUACGUAUGCUAGGAAGAGUAGCAGCCCUACGAGAAUUAUUCCGAGCAAAAAAUGGAAACUGCGCUUGUAUGGAAUUCUCAUCGGGUGAGCUGAUGAGGGAUAUGGGACUGCCGCAGGGUGGAAACGAGCGGACAAAAAUAGAAAUGCAGUCAGCAAAUGAGUGUGAAAGACUUGAGGGUCCUGUAGAAGGACCACAGGGUGGUUCUAACCGGCACUUAAGCAGUACUGGUUCCCUUGUUCAACUUAAUGAUGCAACGGAUGAGUUCUUUGAUGUCCCAGAUGAAUCAGAAUAUGAUCAGAGAGAAGCCAUGUGGUCUUCUGAUGAGAGCACACAUGCUGCGGACCAACGACAUGCUAAAUUAUCCAGUGCUGCUGUCUUUGUACGGAAGUUGCAUGAUCUUGCAGUUCAAAAGAGAGGGUACGUUGAUUUACAGGGAGCUGCAGAUGCUGAUAAUGGACCAUGUUACUAUGGACAUACUCUCCCAAAAGAUUCUAGCUGUACAAUGCCUUCUAGUUGGUCAAUGACAGACCCGACAACAUUCUUAAUACGGGGAGAAUCCUAUUUGCUUGAUCGUCAAAAGAUCAAAGCAGAGAAUACACUGAUGCAAAUGGUUGGUGCUGACUGGAUAAAAUCUGAUAAGCGUGAGGAUGAUCUUGCUGGUCGUCCUGGCGGACUAGUCCAGAAAUAUGCAGCACAAGGAGGCAGCAAAUUUUUCUUCAUUGUAAAUAUACAGGUUCCUGGUUCUACCACGUACAGCUUAGCUUUGUAUUAUAUGAUGGAUACCCCAUUGGAAAAGGUUCCUCUACUUGAAAGAUUUGUAAAUGGAGAUGAUACAUUCAGAAACUCAAGGUUCAAACUCAUCCCUUAUAUCUCAAAGGGAUCUUGGAUUGUGAAGCAGAGUGUGGGCAAGAAAGCUUGUUUGGUUGGUCAAGCACUAGAAAUCAAUUAUUUCCGUGGAAGCAACUAUUUGGAGCUUGGAGUUGAUAUAGGCUCGUCAACAGUGGCACGAGGUGUGGUGAGCCUUGUGCUCGGGUACUUGAACAACCUGGUGAUUGAGAUGGCCUUCUUGGUACAGGGCAACACGCAAGAAGAGCUCCCGGAGUUCCUCCUAGGCACCUGCCGACUGAAUUAUCUCGACGCCUCCAAAGCUGUAUCGCUAGACGAAUGCUGACCUGACCUCUCAAGGUCAAGGAGGCCUCAAGUUGACCCCAAUUCUCUUUGGAAGCAUGAGUACAGCACAUCAAAGCCGAAAAGGCUCAAGCUACUCCCCGUGUCCACCCGCCAUACACUCAUUUGUCUGCCUUGCCGCCCACAAAAGUGUGGGGGGUUUGCCGCAGCAGUGUACAUUCAUUUCUCCUCCUGCUGCAAAUAGGAGGUGUUGCGGUGUAUUGAUUGAUUGAUUGAUGAUGGCAGUGUACUACUCGUAUGAUGCAAAUCCUUGCUCCCAUUCUUUGGCCGACAGCUCGUCAUUUCAUUCAUCAUGUAAAAAUUGAGACAAAAGGAAAGUGUAUUCUAACCC